This is a messenger RNA of Colletotrichum spaethianum, 1509 nucleotides long. Its product is annotated as putative ubiquitin carboxyl-terminal hydrolase creB. The record is from RefSeq and is a predicted model, not a curated record. Bases 1 to 1509 code for a protein of 502 amino acids. The transcript has 6 exons. Gene Ontology annotation, cellular component: cytosol; nucleus. NCBI's taxonomy places the organism in Eukaryota, Fungi, Ascomycota, Sordariomycetes, Glomerellales, Glomerellaceae. Gene Ontology annotation, molecular function: zinc ion binding; cysteine-type deubiquitinase activity; cysteine-type endopeptidase activity.
AUGACUGCUCGACCGACAACACCAAUGUCUCCAAAGACCGCCAAGGUCAAGUCGCCGGUCCCUGGAACACCCGUAUUUGGAUGCGAGCACAUCCAGCGGCUCUUCACACAGUCCCAGGACGUCACGACUCAGUCUGUUCACCACUAUAAGAUGAUCCUGAAGAAUAUCUUUGAGCAGACGCCCAUUGUGCCACAGACGUCCAAGAACUCAGAUGGUCAGGUUAUGACCUCCCUCACAUCCAACUAUCUCUGCCUGCAAUGCUCGACUAUUGUCAAUGAGGAGGACCGUCUAAAGCAUGGCACAAAGAAGCAGCACCGCUUCUAUGUUGAUUCACGGAGCGGCGCCCUCUACUGCCAGAUCUGUGAUGACUUGGUCUGGGACCCCACACUGGAAGAGCUUCGAGUGCGCAAGAUGGGAACCGGAACCUUCUCAAGUCGCAAGAGAAAACACGACGAGAUGUUCUCCGAUGGCGUCAAGGACAGCGCUGCAAACAACCCUGGCUUUAUCUCCAACAACACCACCACUGCCUCAUGCAAGGCAAACGGCCUGCGUGGUAUCUACAAUGCUGGGGCGACUUGCUACCAGAACGUGGUUCUGCAGAGCUUUCUCCAUAACCCCUUGCUGCGCAACUUCUACCUUAGCGAUGGCCACCAGAGUACUGACUGCUCACUGACCAACUGUCUGAGCUGCGCCAUGGAUGACAUGUUCCAGGACUUUUACGCCGUUGAGAAUACUAAUGGAUUCACGGCCGCGAGUAUUCUCUCUGGAUUCUGGAUAUCGGAGAAGAAGGCAUUCGAGAACCUUGUUACUACCAAGGAGCAGGACGCCCAUGAGUUCUUCCAAUUCCUCGCAGAGGAACUCCACGAACGCAACGGGGAUGGCAAGAGGCCUGAAACCGGCAGCGAGCACACGUGCAACUGCAUCAUCCACCAGACGUUUUACGGCAAGCUGCAGAGCUCUACGACCUGCCAGAACUGCGGGGGUGUCACCAACGCCGUGCAGUCGUUCCUGGAUCUCAGCCUUGGGCUAGAGAACCUGUCCCACAAGAGAAAGAAGGGAGGCCCCAAGGUGCCCAGCCUGACCCUCCAGGAAUGUCUGGAUGAGGAAUAUGUCAAGUCGGACAAGUGCGAGUACCGAUGCCACAACUGCAGCUCGAUGCAGCAGGCGAAGCGAGCGACCAGCAUUAAGAGGCUGCCAAACCGUUUCGAGUACAAGCAGGGUCGCCAUGAUCGCGCGCCCUCAAAAAUUGACACGGUCGUUAAUUUUCCCUUGCAGCUCAACAUGCUUCCAUACACAACCAGAGGCAGAGGCGCGGAUCCCAAGGACGCGUUUGAGCUCGGAAGAUCCUGCACCUACGACCUUCUUAGUGUUGUGGUUCACGUUGGCGAGAUCGAUACCGGUGACCAAUGGUUCAAAUUCAACGACCACAAGGUCGAGAUGGCACCCAAGUCGGACGUGCUCAGUGCCCAGCCAUACCUGCUCUUCUACAUCAUCCGCUCCCUUUCGUAG